This is a messenger RNA of Penicillium antarcticum, 693 nucleotides long. RefSeq names its product HAD family hydrolase. The coding region runs from base 1 to 693 and encodes 230 amino acids. Gene Ontology annotation, molecular function: phosphoglycolate phosphatase activity. NCBI's taxonomy places the organism in Eukaryota, Fungi, Ascomycota, Eurotiomycetes, Eurotiales, Aspergillaceae. Gene Ontology annotation, biological process: DNA repair; dephosphorylation. The transcript has a single exon. The record is from RefSeq and is a predicted model, not a curated record.
AUGUUCACCCUUGCUAUUUUUGACUUCGACGGCACCCUCUUCAAUACGCAUGAGUCCAUAUCCCAUACUAUUAAACUCACUUUCGAUGCGCUUUCCGCCCACACAUCUCCCCAAACUGAGAUCCACCGCCUUAUUGCCAGCGGUGCUGGCCUAGGAGAUACUUUCCGAGCCUUGUAUCCAUCGCCAGGUGAAUUCAAUUCCACUAUUGAGAACGAAUGGAUUGAAAAAUACCGCGCUCUCUAUGCCACCCAUGGCCAACAACUUAUCAAGGCCUUCCCUGGCGCUAAGGAUCUUUUAGCUGAGCUUAAUAUUCAAAAAGUCCCUAUUGCUAUUGUGAGCAAUAAGGGUGUAGCGGCUGUGAAAACAGCGCUACAGCGAAAUGGUCUUGAUGGAUACGUACCCGAGGAUUUAAUUAUUGGGGAUAAGACCCCUGGGGCAAAGCGCAAGCCCGAUCCUGCUAGCUUCGUGGAUGUCUUGAUUCCCACCUUACGUGAAAGCUAUGGGGUAGAGAUUGAGCCAGAGAAUGUGCUGGUAAUAGGUGAUACAGUGGCGGAUAUUCAGUUCGCGAGGAACAUUGGGGGUAAAGUUUGUUGGUGUCGGUAUGGGUAUGGAGAUCAGGAGGCCUGUCAGGAAUUGAAGCCACAGUUUGUGGCUGAUUCUUUGGACGAGGUUGUAGAAAUCUUGAGAUCUUAG